Molecule: messenger RNA, 1371 nt
Organism: Amorphotheca resinae ATCC 22711
Lineage: Eukaryota; Fungi; Ascomycota; Leotiomycetes; Helotiales; Amorphothecaceae
Exons: 1
Coding region: 19-1188 (389 amino acids)
Source: RefSeq, a predicted model, not a curated record
GUUAACAUCAGUAUCAACAUGGAGCAGCGAAUGCCAACCGAGCUUCGUCACGUCUACAGAGCACUGCUACGUGCUGCGACCUACCUACCGGAUUCUGCUGCCCGAACAUAUAUGCACAAUCAUGUGGUGUAUCGAUUCAGAUCAGUAUCUGAUAAGAUAAAGUUCAGGUCGAAGCAUAAUCCUCGUUCGGCCGAGGGGCUGAUCGAAAAAUACCAUUCCCCAAAACGGAUUGCAAAGGCGAGACAGCAGGCGAGGCAGCUUGAGCGUGCUGGGCAAGGGAGCUGGCCCGAUCUGAAAAAGGUCCUUUUCCUCACAUAUGGACGCAUGGGAAGGAGGAAGCGCGAGUUGAUUGAAGACCUCCUACAACCUGAGGAGGACAAGCUUCCCAAGGAUGACAAGGCUCUGGAGCAGUUGAUUCAGAAGCAGUCGGAGGAGAAGCCGCUCAGGUUUGCUCCAGAUUCGAAAUUCUUGAAAUUUGUCAAGAGCCAACAAGCCAAUCAACCACCAGAAGCGGCCAGGUUCAAGAUUCGAAGCAGCAUGCCCCGGAUACCGGAAGAGAACCUCUGGGGACGCCCGGUGCCAUUGAAACUUCAGGAGUCAAUAAAAAGGCGCCAUUGGGCUUCAACCCUCGACAAACUAUUACCACCUCUGCCUGAGCACGAAUGGAAUAGGCUACGCGAUCUUGCCACAGGUGCCGUCCGCAUUGAAGAUCCACCGCCGCGUCGAAGCAGGAGUGAAAGGAGACCUCUAGCUGGCGAAGAAAAUGACGCCAAGGUGUUGGAAUACUUCACCAAGCCUGCCAAUAUUCUCACUUCCGAUUUUGAUGAAGUCAAAGUUGAUCCAGCUCAUGGUGCGACGUGCUGGACGAAGCCCAUUAGGGAGGUGGAGGUCCCAAACAAGAAUGCGUAUACCGGUACCCCAAGAUUCAUGCGGAGAUUAUAUGCGAGCAUUUGGAACAUGUCAGCGAAAAUGUCACAAGACCCGGUUACAAAGGAGUGGAUUAUAAAAUGGGGGGGCUUACGAUCAGCAUUUCAUUCGGGGCAUGUUAUUACACCCACUACUCCAAAGGACAUGGAGCUUUUUGAAGGGGUAGACACAAACGAGCCGCCUCCUCGCAGGAAACAGGGCCGUAAAAGGCCUUCCCUAGAGGCCGAAGAAGAUACUCAGGCCAUGGUAGCAGCAGCAUGACAAUUCUGCCAUAACUCAUAUGCUCAAUUCUAGUCUCAUAUGCUCCAUGCAAUGCUGUAUAUAUCGAAUUCCUAAUUGGCCCUCUUUGCCAAUUCCCGCAGCCCUUCUCCAUCAACCCUCAUAGUCUGCCACUCAGUCAUAGCCUUCGCGCCAAUCCUCUCAUAAAACUGAAUGCUGGGCGUA